UUACAUUUAUUUACAGCAUAUCCUGAUGGAGGAGCAAGUCCUCGUGACCUUCCAGGCCCUGAAGGACGAAGCGGCUAGCUUUGCUAGGUCUCUCGCGCGUACAGCCGGUUGUGAAAACAACCUGGUUGCAUAUUCUAAAGUCACCCCUCUUUCCCAAUUCCUCAAGCUCCUCAAGGAGCGUUUCGCUGACCCAGCGAGAGGCAUAAGAGCCUCUGACAAGCUUCAAACGAUCCACUCGCGGCAGUGGAGGAGUGCUAAGGCACUCAAGAGUACUAUGGACGACUUUGUAGCCGUCCCUGACCACGGGGUCACCGAGACCCAGUUGGUCAAGUUGUUUUAUCGUGCCAUCCCAGAGGCCCUACGCGGGCACUUCUUUGACAAGUCUCAGCAGGCCGACAUCACAUAUGAUCAAUUGAGUAGGGAGGUCGUCCUGUAUGAGUCAAAGUCUCUGCCAGUUACCACUUUCUGGCAUAAGGACUUGGAGAAGGAGAAGAAGUGGAAGAAUCGUACUAUCUCAGGCCAAGUAAAGGCCAAGGAUCACAUGAUCCUGACGUUAGAGGAAGGUGGUACUGAUGAGGUCCCGUAUGAUCAGAUUGAGUGGGGCCUCGAAGAUGAUGGCAGUAGUGUGGGGCAGGGGAGGUCUUAUGCUGCUGUCGCGGCCGGAGAGAGGCCGCAAGGUAGAGCAGGAGGCCAGGGCCAAAGGGGCCAGGCCAUGGGAGGCCGAGGACCGGGCGCACAGGGGGUUGGCGGACAGGAAAACCGCCAAGCGGGAGGUAGGGGUCAAGAGCAGGAUGGGGCCAGCGAGACUUCAGAUGGGGGAGUCGUGGCGCCUAUCAAAGAAAAGACUAGGGGGACUGAGAAUCAGAAGCCUUCCUUUGAAAAGGUUGUCCCAGUAACAUUGGCAGAAAGUUCCCUUCCAGAGCUGUGCCAUCUGUACAGUGAGCUACGAUGCCGUGGGCGGCCCCCGGUAGUAGUGGAUGUAGACCUGAUACCAAAGGACCCAGAGGGUGCUCUUCGAACUUUGUGCACAGCUCUGGAUAUUCCAUUUCAGUCAUCAAUGAUCAGGCAAAGAAGACGUCCGUCCACGACAAAGCUCGGGAAACUGAACUGCGCCGGAAGUGAGGCGACUCCACUUCCUACUCCGCGGGACACGGUUGCCUUGCCAGCAACCUCCUCCACAUCCGGGGAACAUGCGUAUGUCGCAAGUCUUCAAGGAAGCUAUGAAGACUAUGCUGUCCGGCUGGUCCUUCCAUUGGACCAACCUCUCCACAUGCAACAGUCAUAUGCGUGCGCGACCUCAUCACCAUCGCCAAGCGAACCAGCAUCCUCGCCGACACUAUUUGGGGACUUGUCGAUAUGGUCAUUGACGCCGGAGAACUUCCAAUGGAUGCAUCUUACCCCAUCUUGUUCCUUGCCGAAGCCGCAUUGCAAUGCCUUAAUGGAAGAAGUGCGCAACUACUUGCACGCUGUAGUACCAACUUCGGUGAUGGAAGAUGGAGAAGCGGUUGUUGAGCUUUGCGAGUACAUUGCGAAGAUUGACCGCGAGUACGCCACACAAAGAUUUGAAGAGCUCGACCCAUUGACGUUCACGGACUUCCAGUGGAUGCCCGUUCCCCCGACCGGUCGAUUUCUGAAACCGCAUUGCAACGUGCUCAUGGCACAAUUGCGGGAUUACUUGCACACUGCAGUACCGACUCCGUUGAUGGAUGCCGGAGUAGAGGUUGUCGACCUUCACACCUACAUUGCGAAGAUCGACCGCGAGUUCAAGACGCAACGGUACGACGACAUCGACGCACCAUUGCUAUAUGUACGCAUUCAGAUCGGAGAAGCGACCUGCAACGCUUUGAUCGAUUGCGGAGCAUCUCGCAACUACAUCAGCCAGGACUUCAUGGUGCGCGCCGACCUUGGCCCACUCGUCCGAAGGAAGCCCCAGCCUACGCAAGUCACGUUGGCGGACGGUCACAUGCACAAGUCAUUCGACCGGUGCAUUGAUGAUGUCCCAGUGUACUUUGCCCCUCACGCAAGUGAGGCGGUGUCCUUUGACAUUCUGGACACCAAAUUCGACAUGAUCUUGGGCAUGUCAUCGCUGCGAAGUGAGGAUCACCUGGUGAACUUAUACCACCGCACCGUUCACAUUCGUGAUCGGAACGGAGUACUAGUCCCAUGCACGGUGCCUCUUCCUCAUCCUUCGAUCAACUGCCACGUGGUAUCCGCCACAAGCAUGCGAGCUUCCAUCAUCAGAGACGACAUCGAGGAGAUGGGGGAGUGUUUUCCCCACGCCCUCCCGCCCCAUGACGCUUCAUCGACGGACUCAUCUUCGGAUCCACGCAUCACCGAACUUCUCAACGCCUACAGCGACGUGUUCGAAGGCCCGCACGGACUAGUACCGGAGCGGCCCAUCUGCCACGAGAUCAUCCUCGAGGACGGGGUCGAACCUCCGCGCGAUUGCAUCUACCGAAUGAGCGAGGAAGAGUUAAGUGUUCUUCGGGCACAACUCGACGACCUUCUGGAGAAAGGCUGGAUUCGGCCUAGCGCAUCGCCAUACGGUGCUCCUGUUCUCUUCGUCCGGAAGAAGAACAAGGAUUUGCGGUUGUGCAUCGAUUAUCGCAAGCUCAACGCGCAGACGAUCAGAAACGCCGACCCUCUCCCACGCAUCGACGAUCUUCUCGAGCGACUGGGCGGCGCCAAGUUUUUCUCCAAGCUCGAUCUCAAGUCAGGAUAUCACCAACUCGAGAUUCGGCUGGAGGAUCGCUACAAGACCGCGCGAUAUGGGCAUUUCAAAUGGCUGGUUAUGCCAGUUGGCCUUACGAAUGCCCCGGCCACUUUCCAAGCGGCUAUGACAACGGAGUUCCGACACAUGCUGGAUAGAUACGUACUUAUCUACCUCGAUGACAUCCUGGUGUACAGUCGGAGUUUGGACGAGCAUGUGGAACACCUGCGCACCGUUUUGGAGCGGCUACGACAAGCCAAGUACAAAGCCAACCGCGACAAGUGCGAAUUCGCGCGGCAGGAGCUGGAGUACUUGGGACACUAUGUGACGCCGCAAGGCAUCCGUCCGCUUGCGGACAAGAUCGAGGCCCUACAACUAUGGCCCGAGCCCACCAACACCACGGACGUUCGUUCAUUCAUGGGAUUGGCGGGCUACUAUCAGCGAUUCAUCACCGGAUACUCGAGGAUUGCUGCACCUAUGACGAGAUUACAAUUGCCAAAGAUGCCAUUCGUAUUUGAUGACGACGCAUGCCGGUCAUUCCAAGCACUUAAGACAGCUAUGCUCAUGACACCCGUCCUUAGCAUCUAUGACCCCACCCUGCCGACGAGAGUGACUACGGACGCUUCCGGCUAUGGCAUUGGGGCAGUCUUGGAACAGCACGACGACGACGACUGGCACCCUAUGGAGUAUUUCAGCCACAGAGUGCCUCCCAUCAACUCGCUUGAUGAUGCAAGGAAGAAGGAGCUGCUCGCAUUCGUGAUGGCUCUCAAGCGUUGGCGACACUUCCUCCUUGGGCGUCGUAGGUUCACAUGGGUCACAGGCAACAAUCCAUUGACCUACUACAAGACGCAGGAUACGGUGAGCAGCACGAUCGGACGAUGGAUGUACUUCAUCGACCAAUUCGACUUCACACCGAAACAUCUUCCCGGCCUCUCCAAUCACGCAGCAGAUGCACUCUCGCGAAGACCUGAUCUUCAUCAGGGGCUACGACUUAAUGCUCAAACAAUUAAGAAUGUCGGCCCGCGUCUACACAUCGACGAUCUUCACGAACGCUUGGGCGGCGCCAAGUACUUCUCCAAGUUGGACCUCAAGGCCGGUUACCACCACCUCGAGAUCCAUCCAAAAGAUCGAUACAAAAACACGUUCAAGACACGGUACAGGCACUUGGAGUGGGUCGUAAUGCCAUUCGGCCUGACGAAUGCACCGACCAUCUUCCAAGCGGCAAUGACAACGGAGUUUCAUGACAUGUUGGACCGGUUCGUGCUCAUCUACCUCGAUGACAUCUUGGUGUAUAGCCAGACUUUGGACGAGCACAUCGUGCAUCUAUGUGCUGUUUUGGACAGGCUAUGUAUGGCCAUGUACAAGGCCAACCGAGCGAAGUGCGAAUUCGCACAGCAAGAGCUCAAGUACUUGGGCCACUUUGUGACGCCGCAAGGCAUCCGUACGCUCGCGGACAAGGUCAAGGCCAUCCAAGAUUGGCUGGAAACGACCAACACCAUGGAAGUCCACUUUUUUAUGGGAUUGAUCAGGUACUACCAACGCUUCAUCGGAGGAUACGCACGGAUCGCCGCACCCUUGUCAAGAUUGCAGUCUCCAAAGGUACCCUUCCUGUUCACCGACGAAGUCCGCAGUUCGUUCCACAAAUUGACGACGGUGUUGCUCCUCAUUCCUCUUUUGAGUAUCUACUAUCCCACCUUGCCUACGAGAGUGACUACGAACGCUUCCGGCUACGACAUGUCUGCAGUUUUGGAACAGCACGACGGAGUAGAUUGGCAUCCGGUUGAGUACUUCAGCCAAAAGGUGCCUCCCAUCAACUCGGUUGAUGAUGUGCGGAAGGAGUUGCUUGCUUUCGUCACGGUACUCAAGCGUUGGCGACACUUCCUCCUCGGGCAUCGUAGGUCUCCACGGAGGAGUUUGCACUUGAACAAGACAUCUCGCGCUCUUCCUAAGUGGUUUGGACCAUGUACCGUCAUAUCAGCCGCGGAUGAUGAGCCCGAUGACCCUUCUUUUGUGAUCGACAUCCCGCUGCAUCUACCGAUCCACCUGGUCUUCCACGCCUCCAAGUUGGCCACCUAUACACCAGCCAAGAGCGACGACUUCCCGAGCCGACGAUCGCAGGACCCUCCUUCUGUGGAUGGUCAUCAGGAAGUUGAUCACGUCAUCACGCAUUGCAAGCACGACAACAAGCCAAUGCAGUACAAGGUCACAUUCAAGUGGCGCAACCCCAACGAUACGGAAUGGAUUUCACGAGCAGCCUUGCAAGCCUCCGCACCGCUUAUUCACGCCAGAUAUGAGAAGAAACCGUUAGCAACGGAAGCUGCAACGCCUGCCCCUGACUUCGGUCCUCCCUCCAACAGACAGCUUCACCCUCGCAGGCUGGAAGUAACGUGCGUCGACAAGAACCUCGUCGCCAACUUUGAAGGGAUGGUCGAUGCGAGAGCGGUUAACACGAGUGGCCAUGCGAGCCUGGGAGUCAGCAAUUCUCUCGAGAGCCUUGCUAAGAAGCGCAUCCAUCUCCUUUACCCAGUCAUCGAGGGCAGGGCAUUUGGUGUCGGGAUGGAUCUGGACGGAGAAGGUCAGAUGGGACACGAGGAUGGUAUCCCAAGUCACAGUAGUAGGGAGACAUGCCAGUGGCAGGUGAAAUAGCAUGGUUAUAAGCAAUCUCUGCGUGAGCAAGGUGGAGAUCCCAAUCAAAGUCAUUCUCAACAAACUUCUUGAGGAUAC
Chara braunii is the source of this 5434-nucleotide messenger RNA. NCBI's taxonomy places the organism in Eukaryota, Viridiplantae, Streptophyta, Charophyceae, Charales, Characeae. The record is from the annotation of a GenBank genome assembly.